ACUUCUCGUGAUUACCAACUUGCGGAACGCUCUCGGAAAACGUUCAUAAUUAUUUAAUAACAAUCAAUAUCGUAUGGAAAAUCAUUCUUGAAUGUUGUCAUUAAUCUAAACCUUCUAUCAAGAAUGCUGAAGUCGUUAAAUUGUUUGCAAAAAGUUAGAAAACAAUUCAUAUAUUGAAGUUUAGUCUUUAACUUAAUCACAGCUUACAAUUAACAAUAAUUACCACGUAACGAGAAUAUAUUAAAAGCAAUAACUGUAUUUGCUAAGGAAACAAUUAUUUGAAGCAGGCACAGCUUCGGUGAGUAGUUCUCUCAGCGAAAGUGGUCGCGUGAAGUUGCUGGACAACGCGAGAUUCUCUCUGCCUAUGGAGGUGUCAAGCUGGAGGACGUCAGAGGAAUGAGGGCUCCUUUCCUAUCGGUCGGAGGUAACAACAUGUUCAAGAUGCUGUGGGACACGAACUUCACCUACGACUCGUCGAUGCCGAUCUACGAGAAUCGACCCCCUAGCUGGCCGUACACCCUGGAUUACAGGCUCUUCCACGACUGCAUGAUCCCUCCUUGUCCCACCAGGUCUUAUCCAGGCUUGUGGGAGGUUCCUAUGGUGAUGUGGCAAGAUCUGAACGGUGGCAGAUGCUCCAUGGGCGACGCCUGCAGCAAUCCCCCGACGGCAGAUGGUGUUUACAAGAUGCUGAUCAAGAACUUCGAGAGACACUACACCACCAACAGGUAUCAAUCAUAGACAUAGAAAUAUAGCGACUGCCAUAGCUGGACCAAGAGUGAAGCCAUAGCCGCCUUAUUACGUUGCUAGACGUACUGGACGACUGCUAUACAUCUGUAUAGAGUCUGUAAUCUAUGGCUAAAAGCUUCCUUCACAACUGAAACGGAACCUCUAACAUCUCCUAACAACUCCUAAUACCUUCCAACACCACCUAACAUCUCCUAGACUUCCUGACACUCCCUAACACCUUCUAACACCUCCUAACACUCUCUAACAUCUCCCAAAAUCCUCCAACAACUCCCAUCACUCUCUAAGACUUCCUAACAACUUCCGACAGUUCCCUUCACUUCUAUUCAUUUUCUAGGACAUUUCUCUUUAAUGUCCCUCCUUUCUCUGGUACCUCUCCUUUUUGUUAAAGUGAUCCUCAUACAAAAGGUAAGUUUCAAGGAAUAAAUAAUAAUUAUAAUACCAACUCGCACAUUAUGUUCUCCUGAUACAAGAGGUAAGUAUCGAGCAGAAAAUAAAAAUUAUACCUACUCGCUCAUUACGUUCUCCUGAUACAAGAGGUAAGUAUCGAUAUUUAAUUAAAAGUUAUGCUACUUCUCUGAGUAUCAUGUUCUCCUGAUACUAAAAUGUAAAAUUUCCACAGAAUUUCGAUACGUACCAUGUUUAAGGUGUGAUAUUUGAGAGAGAUAAGAAGGGAGUGAAUGAGAUCAAAGCGAGAAAGUAUGUUCAACAAAACAAAAAUGUGAUGUAAUUAACUAGAGAAAGUGUUAGUGAAAUAGUUUUGUUAUCUGUAUAAACUGAUCACUUUAAUAAAAGACUGAACUGAAC
This is a messenger RNA of Hylaeus volcanicus, 1551 nucleotides long. RefSeq names its product chitin deacetylase 7-like. The record is from RefSeq and is a predicted model, not a curated record. The transcript is spliced from 3 exons. Gene Ontology annotation, biological process: carbohydrate metabolic process. The coding region runs from base 397 to 738 and encodes 113 amino acids. Lineage: Eukaryota; Metazoa; Arthropoda; Insecta; Hymenoptera; Colletidae.